Messenger RNA from Thecamonas trahens ATCC 50062, 840 nucleotides. RefSeq names its product RRM domain-containing protein. NCBI's taxonomy places the organism in Eukaryota, Apusomonadida, Apusomonadidae. Gene Ontology annotation, molecular function: mRNA binding. The transcript has 2 exons. Bases 1 to 840 code for a protein of 279 amino acids. The record is from RefSeq and is a predicted model, not a curated record.
AUGGUCCAAUCUUCGGGAGCCGCAGCCGGUCGCUCCCCGUCCGGCUCGCGUCCGUCGGCCAUUGACGACGAGCACGGACGGCGGAAGCGACAGAAGGCGCUCGAGGGAUCGGGCCCGCUCGGCGGAAGUAAGGCUGAGACGGUGACGCCUGGUAGCAUCGAUGACGAUGACGCGGCGCUGGCCGUGUUCGACACGUGGGAAGAGACCGAGGCCGUGGAGGCCAAGCCGCCGCCGCCUCAGUCCGAGUGGAAGCGAUGGGUGCCAAAAGGCGUGGUAUUCAAGAACCGCAAGGAGAAGCGCGCCGCUGCUAUGGCCGCUAUGCUCGCCGCGGGCAAGCUCGAGGGCAAGGCCGCAGAGAACGUGAGGGCUAGGCCGGUCAUGUACGCUGCGGGCAAGGCCUGGGAGGACGCUACGCUCCAGGAGUGGCCAGAGAACGACUACAGGCUGUUUGUGGGCGAUCUCGCGCCCAACACCACCAACGAGGCCCUCGUCAAGGCCUUCUCCAAGUAUCCCUCCUUUGCCAUGUCGCGCAUCGUUAAGGACCGCAAGUCCGCCCGUCCCAAGGUCUACGGCUUUGUCUCGUUCCUCGAUCCCAACGACUUUACCCGUGCUUGGAAAGAGAUGAACGGCAAGUACAUCGGCGACCGCCCGUGCUCGCUCUCGCGCUCGCGCUGGCGCGACCGCCUCAUGGCCUCAGACAGAACCCAGUCCAAGCUCGCCAAGCAGCAUGCCAAGCGCAAGCUCAUGGAGGACGCCAUCGCCGCCGGCGGCAUCGCAAACCUCAUGGACAUCCACAGGCGCAACAGUGGUUCCGAGGCUGGGGGAGGAGCAACGCAGUGA